AUGAGUCGGCCAAUGAAAUUCUGUCUUUAUUCAUCCAAUCGGCGCCUUCCAAUCGCAGGAGGAAAGAAGUCAUAUCUAUCUAUCUAUCUAUCUAUCUAUCUAUCUAUCUAUCUAUCUAUCUAUACCUCUGUUCCUGUUUAUUUAUCUAUGUCAAUCUGUUCAUAUCUAUUUCAAUUCUUUCGUAUCUAUCUCAGUUUGUUCAUAUCUAUCGCAAUCGAGUCAUAUCUAUCUAUCUAUCUAUCUAUCUAUCUAUCUAUCUAUCUAUCUAUACCGGUUUUGUUUCUCUUUCUCUUUUCCUCUCCCCUUCUUUUUGUCUUCUUUCUUUUUUCUUCUUCCUUUCUUUUUGUCUUCUUUUUUUCUUUUUUCUCCUCUUUUUCUUUCGUCUCCUUUUCUUCUUUCCUUCUUUUUGUCUUCUUUCUCUUUUCGUCUCCCCUUCUUUUUGUCUUAUUUCUCUUUUCCUCCUCCCUUCUUUUUGUCUUUUUUUUUCUUUUUUUCUCCUCUUUUUGUUUCGUCUCCUUUUCUUCUUCCCUUCUUUUUGUCUUCUUUCUCUUUUCGUCUCCUUUUCUUCUUUUUGUCUUCUUUCUCUUUUCGUCUCCCCUUCUUUUUGUCUUCUUUCUCUUUUCCUCCUCCCUUCUUUUUGUCUUCCUUUUUUCUCCUCUUUUUGUUUCGUCUCCUUUUCUUCUUUCCUUCUUUUUGUCUUCUUUCUUGUUUCGUCUCCCCUUCUUUUUGUCUUAUUUCUCUUUUCCUCCUCCCUUCUUUUUGUCUUCUUUUUUCUCCUCUUUUUGUUUCGUCUCCUUUUCUUCUUUCCUUCUUUACGUCUUCUGUCUCUUUUAUUUUUCCCUUCAUUAUAUCUUUUUACUUUUUCUUCUUUUCCAUUCUUUAUAUCACCUUAUUUCUUUUUUUUUUCGCUUCUUUAUAACUUUUUCUUUCUCUUCUUCUUUUUCCUUUUCUUUUAUCUUCUUUCUCUUCUCAUCUUCGUCUAAUUUUCUUCUUUGUCUUAUCCUUUCCCUUUUUCUUCAAUUAUUUGUCUUCUUUUUCUCUCUUUUCUUCUUUUCUGUUUACCUGCUUCUUUCUCUUUUUCUUCUUAAUUCUUUGUCUUCGUUUUUCUUUUUCCUUCCCUUUCCUUUUGUCUUCUUUCUUUUUUUUAUUCGUCUCUUCUUUUUUUCUUCUCUCACUUCUUUUUUUGUUUCAUUUCCAUAA
Messenger RNA from Acanthosepion pharaonis, 1200 nucleotides. The record is from the annotation of a GenBank genome assembly. NCBI's taxonomy places the organism in Eukaryota, Metazoa, Mollusca, Cephalopoda, Sepiida, Sepiidae.